AUGGCCCGCAAGUCCAAAGGCUCCGGCCAGUCGGGCGCCCCUCCCAAGUCCAAAAGCUCCGGUCAGUCGGACGCACCCUCCAAGUCCAAAGGCUCUGGCCAGUCGAACGCCCCUUCCACGCCCAAAGGUUCGGGUUCAUCGGACGCGCCUGGCCUAUCCAAAGGAGCUGGUCUAUUGGAUGCGCCUGACCUGUCCAACCUUCCAGGUCGGUUUGCUUCAGAUCCAACUGCCGGAGAAGCAACAAGGUUGUUGCAGCGAGCUCGUCGAACCAUCACCUACCCCGACGAGGAGAUCGUUCGUGUCGGCGCUAAGACCAGCGGACAUCUUCCUGAGAAGGUCUUCACGACGCUUCCGCAGUUUAGGACUGCAGUCUUCCGAUUGCUCGUAGAGCGACUCAAGGUUCAUGGUAUCCUAACGGACACUCUCAAAGAGGCGGACUUCCACUGUCUCAUGGACCAAGACAAGUGGCGUGUACUAUUCGAGGACCCUUUCGUCGUUCCGACGUGGUGGCUUGAGUUCAUGCUAGUCAUCAAGGUCAACAACGCCGAUAGCCCGUACCCGCCCCGUACCGGUAACACCUUCUACAUCCGCACCUUCACAUUCAAAGUCGAAGAUGCCAGGGCGGUCUUCCAGGCCAUGCUUCAUGAUAGCUGGGAUAGUAACCCGAACAUCUUCGCUAUCCUUGAGAGGCUCGAGUUGCUCAACGCCUCAGACCAAGUGGAGCUGCGUUACUGCGGCCAGGUAUCCGGGCAUGACAGACCCUGGGAGAGGCAUCUCUCCGACAUCUACAAGACGUCACUCAAGACAUGGUUUGCACAGUUCGUCAAGACAGUGGGCAUGAUCGCUGUGGAUACCUUGAAGACUUCCCAAGUCCAUACGGUUGAGAAGGCACAUUCGGCGGCGGGGUUGAGCGAUGAUGUCGUGGAUCUACGAGAACAGAUUCUGAUCGCCUUGUUCGGAGACAGCGUCCUUAACAGCGAGUUCGGUGGCAAGAACAUAAUGAUUCUUACCAAGGCAGACCAAGACGCCUUCGAUUCACUGAAGACCAACUUCCUGGUUCCAGUUGAGAAGUUGCCAUUCUGUCCCAUCCCGAUGCUGGACAAAGUCAAGAAAUACGCGGCUAGUGUGAUGAAGUACGCGACAACUCACCCAACCACGACAACUGGCUCCGGCAAAACAAAGCAUAAGUUUACCAAAGCCAUUGGAGACAUGCUCGUAACUCAGGGUAGGCCAGCAGUACUUUCCGAUCACUCUGCAGUUAUGGUCUCCGUCGGCUCUGAUCUUGGCGACACCCAUAAAGACGAAGAGGAGACGUUCUGGUAUGCCGGUGGCCGAUCUGCAGAUGCCGUUUCAACUGUGUACAACCAUUUUGGUCACUGGGAACAGGGGGUUGUGCAAGCCUCGUUCGACAAUGCGCUCACGCGACGUUUGGCAAGGAAGUCCUGCCUCCCUUUUACGGAUGUGUUUCCGUGGCCCGUCAAGCAUGACGAGGAUUAUCCGGCUGCUAGCAAGUUCUUGCGCAUGUAUAUGGACAUCGUCAAGCCUAUCGUUGUCUUAACGUAUGGCCUUUUGCCUACCUACGCCGCUCGACAGAACUUCGCCGGUUUCACAAAGAAGGAGUAUUACAAUGGAACCAGAAAACUCAACUCAGAGAAGGCUUUCACCGAUCAAGUUGGCCAUCCCGAGCUACGUGCUUUUGGCGGUGGCAGUGACACCGCUGUUGGACAAGAGUGCGUGGUCAUACCGAGUUUCCACCCAGGCUUUCUCGGUUACUCAGGUGUCACCAAAGAACAGGUCUCACGGGUGCUUGUAUUGACUUCUGCCAUCGCAUGGAAGGCAGCUGGCUUAGCGAUACAGCUAGACCAAGAUCAUGUCUCCCGGACGAGGAAGCGGACUUGCCAGGAGAUCAUCAAGAUCCUGAAAGCUGAUCUUGAAGUCACCACUAUAUUCGGCAACACCUUUCACCAGGCGAAACAAGACUAUCUCUUGGCGUACAAGGCGUUUCGAGAAGGUUCACUGGCUCACGCCACCGGACAUGCUAUCAAGAAGCCUCCCACUGGUAUUCUGGCAGGCAAGUCUGUAUCUGGCCGUAGAAGCAAGCGUAUCCGCGGAGAAGGACAGUCGACAGACUUCUUUGACGACGGGUUUGAGGUUGUGAUCCAUGGAGUAGAUGACUACUCGGUCGGCGAUAACAAGACAUCCAUACGACACACUCUUUCAUGGGAGGAAGAAGAAGGUCGAGCAUGGUCGCUCUCGCCCAUCAUUCUACCGUCUCAAGUCAUGGAUAGAAGGUCCAAGAAAGGCAAAAACUCAUCUGGGGGCAUUGACAUCCACGACAACGAUGGGAUAUCCCAGGGUACUCGCAAGGCUACACUAACGGGAAACACAAAGCUAGAGACGCUUCCCAUCGCGAGUCUCAUAAUAACUUUGGGCGAGACGCACGGAUCUGAUCUAUUCUUUCAACACUGGGAAGAAAUCACUGGCUCCAAGAUUGAGGACGUCCUCUACGGAAUUCUGCCUAGGAAUUUCCCUACCGUUGGUUCGGUGGCCAAGCCGGGUGAGUAUUAUCCGGCUUCGUUCUUCGAGAAUUCCAGGAGCAAGCGCACUCUGCCUUUCAGCUCCUCGGGCGUGAUGAAAAAGGAGGAUGUUGACGGCCUCAUCUUCGAAGCCAGCAAGCACCUGCCAGUCAACCCAGGAGACUUGCUAUGGCUGAUUGAUCGAUUCUUCCAGUCUGUGGUCAUUCCCGCUGGUGGCACGAUGGACUUCUUCUACCCCUCUAUUCACCCCACUGUCAAUUCCGUGUACACUCUCAUCGCGGCCUUCUGCGCUGAGGGGACUUAUCGACAUCACCCUCACUUGAGGACCUUCCUCGCUUUCGCCAACAUGAGUGAGAUGGGCGAAGAUGAGCGCGGGGUAUCGAACAACGCUCUCAAGACCGCUGCAGGAAUAUUGACAGGUUCAUACACUGAGAAAAACGUUACCAAGAAUGUUGAGAUCAACGGAGAGAAGAAGAGUCCGGGCAGGAAGGUACUCACGCUGGGACAGGAUAGGCCUUCCGACGUCGUUCGCGAAGAUGAGCCCGAGCAGCUUGAACAGGAUCUUGUCCCAGGUGACGACGUAACUGACGAUGAGAUGAGCGAGAGCGACGGCGAGGACGCGAGUGGUACAGGUGGAAUGUCAAGGGGUACGAAGCGAUCAAGGGAAGAGGAUGAAGAUCCUGGAGUAGGCUCGAGCAGGACCGAUAAGCGCAAAGCACGACGAGGUCCCGUUGUGGAGGAGUCCGUUGAUGACGACAUGCUAUUCGACUUGUGA
Alternaria incomplexa is the source of this 3312-nucleotide messenger RNA. RefSeq lists its product as uncharacterized. The transcript is spliced from 5 exons. Bases 1 to 3312 code for a protein of 1103 amino acids. Lineage: Eukaryota; Fungi; Ascomycota; Dothideomycetes; Pleosporales; Pleosporaceae. The record is from RefSeq and is a predicted model, not a curated record.